CGACGGAGCUUGAUCGACGAGAGAGCGAGCGCGAUGGGGAGGAGGGCGUGCUGCGCGAAGGAAGGCGUUAAGAGAGGGGCGUGGACGAGCAAGGAGGACGAUGCCUUGGCCGCCUACGUCAAGGCCCAUGGCGAAGGCAAAUGGAGGGAAGUGCCCCAGAAAGCCGGUUUGCGUCGGUGCGGCAAGAGCUGCCGGCUGCGGUGGCUGAACUACCUCCGGCCCAACAUCAGGCGCGGCAACAUCUCCUACGACGAGGAGGAUCUCAUGAUCAUCCGCCUCCACAGGCUCCUCGGCAACAGGUGGUCGCUGAUUGCAGGCAGGCUGCCUGGCCGAACAGACAAUGAAAUCAAGAACUACUGGAACAGCACGCUGGGCCGGAGGGCAGGCGCCGGCGCCGGCGCUGGCGGCAGCAGGGUCGUCAUCGCGCCGGACACCGGCUCGCACGCCACCCCGGCCGCGACGUCGGGCAGCGGCGAGACCGGCCAGAAGGGCGCCGCUCCUCGCGCGGACCCUGACUCAGCCGGGACGACGACGACCUCGGCGGCGGCGGUGUGGGCGCCCAAGGCCGUGCGGUGCACGGGCGGACUCUUCUUCUUCCACCGGGACACGACGCCGGCGCACGCGGGCGAGACGGCGACGCCAAUGGCCGGAGGAGGAUUAGGAGGAGAAGCAGGGUCGUCGGAAGAUUGCAGCUCAGCGGCGUCGGUAUCGCCUCUCGUCGGAAGCCAGGACGAGCCGUGCUUCUCCGGCGACGGUGACUGCGACUGGAUGGACGACGUGAGGGCCCUGGCGUCGUUUCUCGAGUCCGACGAGGACUGGCUCCGCUGUCAGACGGCCGGGCAGCUUGCGUAGACAACAAGUACACGUACGGAGAGGAGAAUAUUUACAGUCAUGCGUAUGUAUAGAUUUUUUCAUCUGAUCCCAACAGAAAUACGUAUGAAAGUACUCUUAGUUCUUUUUUA
This is a messenger RNA of Zea mays, 962 nucleotides long. The record is from RefSeq and is a predicted model, not a curated record. NCBI's taxonomy places the organism in Eukaryota, Viridiplantae, Streptophyta, Magnoliopsida, Poales, Poaceae.